Molecule: messenger RNA, 4521 nt
Organism: Salvelinus fontinalis (brook trout)
Lineage: Eukaryota; Metazoa; Chordata; Actinopteri; Salmoniformes; Salmonidae
Product: protein mono-ADP-ribosyltransferase PARP6-like
Exons: 23
Coding region: 439-2367 (642 amino acids)
Biological process (GO): endoplasmic reticulum unfolded protein response
Cellular component (GO): membrane; intracellular anatomical structure; endoplasmic reticulum tubular network
Molecular function (GO): protein serine/threonine kinase activator activity; NAD+ poly-ADP-ribosyltransferase activity; kinase binding
Source: RefSeq, a predicted model, not a curated record
GGCCCCUCAGUGUUGUCAGGCAAAAACUAAGACGGCAGUACGAGCAGAGAUCUGCAAUAGAUAAACACAGACAUAGAGCAGCCACCUGGAAGCAGAGAGGCUGAUACGGACAGGGAGAGAGAGGGAGGCAGCCAUUUUGGCAUUUACAAUUCUCACUGUUGUUUUUAAGUAAUUUUAUUUUAAUUUUUCAUUCAGGGGGGACAUAGCAGGGAUAUAAAAGCAGGUGUUCCCUUUAAGAGGGAAAGGAUCAGGACCAAGGACAGCAUCCUCCAUCUCCAUCCUCCAUCUCCAGCUCCUGUAUAGUUACCACAGUUUGAGAGGAAGUCCGAGUGACCAGGCCAGACUUCAACCUCAGUCCCUCCACCUACAUGGAGCUCAGCUGUUAUGGAUGGGAGAAGCCUAACCCUGUCUGAGAAACCCCUAUGAACAACAGACCCAAUGGACAUCAAAGGCCAGUCCUGGACUGAUGAGGAAUCAGAUGGGGAGAAUGAGUCGGAGCAGUUCCUCUAUGGGAUCCAGGGGAGCUGUGCUGCUGACCUCUACCGACACCCCCAACUGGAUGCAGACAUCGAGGCAGUGAAGGACAUCUAUACCGACAGUGCUGUCUCUGUCAGAGAGUAUGGAACCAUUGAUGAUGUGGACAUUGACCUUCAGAUUAAUAUCAGUUUCUUGGAUGAGGAGGUGGCAACAGCCUGGAAGGUCAUCCGAACAGAGCCCAUCAUUCUGAGACUACGGUUCUCUCUCUCCCAGUACCUAGAUGGACCGGAACCGUCAGUGGAGGUGUUCCAGCCCUCCAAUAAAGAGGGCUUCAGCCUGGGCCUGCAGCUCAAGAAGAUCCUGAGUACGUUCACGUCCCAGCAGUGGAAGCAUCUCAGUAAUGAGUUCCUGAAGGCCCAGCAGGAGAAGAGACACAGCUGGUUCAAGGCCGGGGGAACCAUCAAGAAGUUCCGCGCAGGACUCAGCAUCUUCUCUCCCAUCCCCAAGUCCCCCAGCUACCCUCUGAUCCAGGACACGGUUCUGAAGGGGAAGCUGAGUGUUCCAGAGCUGAGGGUGACCCGGCUCAUGAAUCGCUCCAUCUCCUGCACCAUGAAGAACCCCAAGGGGGAGCUGUUCAGCUAUCCCCCCAACAGCCAGACUGUGGCUGUCCCAGCGGCCAGGGCCCCAGCGCAGAUUACCACGAGGCAGCUGAUUGAAUUGUUUUUCUCAUCCCAGGCGGGCGGCCACUGCAAGAACAUCCCUACCUUGGAGUAUGGCUUCUUAGUACAGAUAAUGAAAUACUCGGAGCAGAGGAUCCCCACUCUCAAUGAGUACUGUGUGGUCUGUGACGAGCAGCACGUCUUUCAGAACGGAUCCAUGUUGAAGCCGGCUGUGUGCACUAGAGAGCUGUGUGUGUUCUCCUUCUACACUCUGGGUGUGAUGUCAGGAGCAGCAGAGGAGGUGGCCACUGGAGCAGAGGUGGUGGAUCUGCUGGUGGCUAUGUGUCGGGCUGCUCUGGAGUCUCCUCGUAAAAGCAUCAUCUUUGAACCCUACCCAUCUGUGGUCGACCCCAACGACCCCAAGACUCUGGCCUUCAACCCAAAGAAGAAGAACUAUGAGAGAUUGCAAAAAGCACUGGACAGUGUCAUGUCCAUCCGCGAGAUGACCCAGGGCUCAUAUCUGGAGAUUAAGAAACAGAUGGACAAACUGGACCCUCUGGCUCACCCUCUACUGCAGUGGAUCAUAUCCAGUAACCGAUCCCAUAUUGUCAAGCUGCCUCUGAGUAGGCAACUGAAGUUCAUGCACACAUCCCACCAGUUCUUGUUGCUCAGCAGCCCGCCUGCCAAGGAGGCACGCUUUCGCACGGCCAAGAAGCUCUACGGCAGCACCUUUGCCUUCCAUGGUUCCCAUAUAGAGAACUGGCACUCCGUUCUGAGAAAUGGACUAGUCAAUGCCUCUUAUACCAAACUGCAGCUGCAUGGUGCAGCCUAUGGAAAGGGUAUCUAUCUCAGCCCCAUCUCCAGCAUUUCCUUUGGAUACUCAGGGAUGGGUAAAGGACAGCACCGCAUGCCCACCAAAGAUGAGCUGGUGCAGCGUUACAACCGUAUGAAUAGCGUCCCACAGGUGCAGUGUCUGAUGAGCCGUCCUAUCCAGUCAAGGUUUCUCCAGAGCCGGAAUCUAAACUGCAUUGCCCUUUGUGAAGUGAUCACGUCCAAGGACCUCCAGAAGCACGGCAACAUCUGGGUGUGUCCUGUGUCCGACCACGUCUGCACGCGCUUCUUCUUCGUGUACGAGGACGGCCAGGUGGGAGAUGCCAACAUCAACACCCAGGAGCCCAAGGUGCAGAAGGAGAUAAUGCGUGUGAUCGGCACCCAGAUCUACUCCAGCUAAUGGAGGCUCCCCGGGGCCCUUGGAGGAACAGGUCUGUACUGCAGAUAGACCGACAGACAGAACUAUAGACAUAAAUACAGACAGACGUUCGGGAAACACAAACUCAGACCAGAUGAGGGAGGUUGAUGAUCUUUACGCCUCAUAGCUACAGUCCUUUUCCCUCACUUUUUAUUCCUCUGCUUUCCGUUCUCCCUGUGUCUGGCUAGCAUAUGUAACAGUUCCUACUCUGUGCUCCAGUGAGCCACACCCGUGGAUGAGAUAGAGCUGGAGAACACAGGGAUGAAUGAAGGAAACCUUAGCUGGACUGGUUUGCCACACACACACACACACACACUCUGAGCUGAAGCGCAAGCGCUCAUACACACACACACACACACACACACACACACACACACACACACACACACACACACACACACACACACACACACACACACACACACACACACACACACACACACACACACCUCCCUUUCAGCCCCUAGUCUCUCAUUUCCUCCUGAGCCACUGUCAAGUCUCAUCCACUCUCUUUUAUCAGCUGCAAAUGUGAGAAUCCUUUGGACUAUGUAUCUAUAAUCAUCAGUUCUCAUUAUGGAUACCUAGAAGAAGAACAAAGAAUCAUGUUUUGUUUAUUACGUCCCCCUGUGGGUGUUGAAUAAUGGAUCUACAUGCAUAUAGAAGGUUGUUAUUGUAUUGUGUUUGUUGUAGGCAUUAUCUCAGUGAUCCGUUUAUUUCCUAUUCUUUGACUAAUGGCAUAAAUUAACGGGCCAAGAUGCAAUUAUCUCCCGGGUCAAAGCACUGUUCUACCAUGCCUCGUCAUGUAGUGGGUCAGUUUGUCUUCAGAUAGCACAGACAGAGGGACCUGAAGCCCUCUGGUUGAGUAAAAUGAUUGUAUGUUACACAGGAGAAUCCAUCACUAGCUAAUAUUGUUACCAGUCUGUCAGGAGAGACUAGUCACAGACAGACACAGCCACAGCCUGCUCCCUCUGUAGACUAAAGGCUUUCUUGUCUUCUCCUGACGUUUCAUUUAGGGAAAUUAGACCGGAGAGUCAAAAUGAUGACACAGAGAAUACUGGUGCCCUCUAGACUGCUGAAUCUGAGAGAGCAUGAUGCAAAACCCAUAGCAACACUCUUCUUCGAGAAAUCGCACUGACAAGAGGAGCUGUUCUGCCAUGGCCAUAGACUUAUCUUUGUGACUUGCUCCAUAAAGUACAGUCCAUCCCACUCUGAGAGACUAGGGCAGUGACCCCAGGUGAAUCCAUGCCGUACAGCCCACUACCCCUCCCUACUCAGAGAUAUAACACAUGAAGAUAUUAUAUGGCCCUACCCACAGGACACUGGAUGUUGUUCAAGUGCUUUACUUACAUAUUUAUGGUUUACCUUGGGGAACGGCAACCCUGUGUAUAAUUUACUCUGUUUAUCAAUUAGUUGUAUGUAUGUGUGGGUUAUUCAUAUUUUCUGUACUAUAGUACAUUAUACUGGACAUUGCACUUAUUCAACAUUUGCUUAGCCCAGAUAAAAUGUAUGAUCUCUCUCUCUCUCUCUCUCUCUCUCUCUCUCUCUCUCUCUCUCUCUCUCUCUCUCUCUCUCUCUCUCUCUCUCUCUCUCUCUCUCUCUCUCUCUCUCUCUCUCUCUCUCUCUCUCUCUCUCUCAGACUGUCUCAAGGUCUACCUGUCUAGUGUGUAGAAAGACAGGGAACCACCGAAAGAUUUAUAUUUGGAGUAAAAGUAAACAAAAGAACUAAAAUGUCCCUUUUGGUAAAAUGUCUUCACUAGGACAUGCAUACAUAGUGGCGUGGUGUUGAACAACAACAACAAGAGUGUAUUGUACAUGUGAAUAUGGACCAGAGAAGGAGAAAUGUACUGUUGGGAGAGAAAUGGCUCUAUCUGCACAUGUCAAAUAUUGUUUGUAGAAAUGGAAAGACUGUGGGAAACACCUUACAAAGCCUUCAGUAUCCAGUGCUCCUUCUAGCUGCGGUAUGUAGGGCCCGUUGACAGCUGAUGCCUAUUGUCCCCCCCCCCCCCCAUAAAGAGUGACUGUAUUCAGAUCCCUAUCUGUUCUUGUCCUUCUCUGUCAGUGGUGUGUUCAUGAUGGUGACGACGAUGGAAAGAUAUGAUGAAAGGAAUGAAUAAAGAUUUUGCACAAUUUUAAUAA